Messenger RNA from Choloepus didactylus (southern two-toed sloth), 905 nucleotides. Its product is annotated as aldo-keto reductase family 1 member C1 homolog. The transcript has 7 exons. Bases 81 to 905 code for a protein of 274 amino acids. Lineage: Eukaryota; Metazoa; Chordata; Mammalia; Pilosa; Megalonychidae. Gene Ontology annotation, cellular component: cytosol. Gene Ontology annotation, molecular function: ketosteroid monooxygenase activity; aldose reductase (NADPH) activity; steroid dehydrogenase activity. The record is from RefSeq and is a predicted model, not a curated record. Gene Ontology annotation, biological process: steroid metabolic process.
AGUGGGGCAUUGUCUUAGCAUGACUCAUAACUCUGGUGAGGUGGAGGAAAGAUGUGUUCUUAUCCCUAAGUGUGAAGGUGAUGGAUCUCAAACAUCGUUGUGUGCAACUAAACAAUGGUCGCUUCAUUCCUGUACUGGGACUUGGCACCUAUGCACCAGAAGAGGUUCCCAAGAGUGAGGCGGAACAGGCCACCAAGACAGCAAUUGAUGCUGGGUAUCGCCAUAUUGAUGCUGCGCAUGUGUUUGAAAAUGAAGAGGAGGUUGGACAGGCCAUCCGGAGCAAGAUUGCAGAUGGCACAGUGAAGAGGGAAGACAUAUUCUACACUUCAAAGCUUUGGAUCACUUUCCUUCGACCAGAGUUGGUCCGACCAGCCUUGGAAAGCUCCCUGAAGAAACUUCAGCUGGACUAUGUCGACCUCUACAUUAUUCAUUUCCCAACAGCUCUGAAGCCUGGGAAGGAUCUUUGGCCAAAAGAUGAACAUGGAAAAUGCAUAUUCGACACAGUGGAUCUCCAUGCCACGUGGGAGGCCCUGGAGAAGUGUAAGGACGCGGGAUUGACCAAGUCCAUCGGCGUGUCCAACUUCAACCACAAGCAGCUGGAGAGGAUCCUGAACAAGCCAGGGCUCAAGUACAAGCCCGUCUGCAACCAGGUAGAAUGCCACCCUUAUCUCAACCAGAGAAAGCUGUUGGACUUCUGCAAGUCAAAAGAUAUUGUGCUUGUGGCCUACAGUGCUCUGGGAUCCCAUCGAGAUAAAAAGUGGGUGGACCAGAAGGCACCUGUUCUCUUGGAUGAGCCAGUGAUUUAUGACAUCGCCAAAAAGCACAAGCCCACCCCAGCCCUGAUUGCCCUUCGCUACCAGAUACAGCGUGGGGCCGUGAUCCUGGCCAAGAGUUUCAUUGAGUGA